Medioppia subpectinata is the source of this 990-nucleotide messenger RNA. The record is from the annotation of a GenBank genome assembly. Lineage: Eukaryota; Metazoa; Arthropoda; Arachnida; Sarcoptiformes; Oppiidae.
AAUAAAUGUAAGUGCCCACAGUAUCCAAGUGUGGCCUCGCAUUUACAGCACACCCGACACCCGGCCAUCACUACGGCCUCCAUUCACACCGUCAGCCCCAACACAAUCAACAACAGCACCGACGGGGAUACUCUCCUCCGUUUGUUACUCAAGUAUUCCUCCGCUUCUUUGCCAAACCAGUCUUCACAGGCAUCUCAUGAUAUCUGUGUUGAAUUGAAUGGCCAGCAAACAUCACCACCACUACUAACCCAAGCCCUAUCAGCGGUUAUCAACAAUUACGGGGCCGGUAGCGGCUUUGGCAACGCUAACUCUGCGCCCAACGGCGCGCCCAAUGGUCACCAUCGGUCACAUUUCGCGACGCCUAACAGUCCCGGCCCUACAAUAGAACUCUACAAUUCCAGUCAGGAUAGUGUUCCCAGUUAUGUACAGACCACUAGCCCUCAGCCCAACUCAGCCUUUCCACCCAUUGCUGUCAGCAGGAUAUAUCGUUCACAUAGCUCUAACGGGGAUACUCUCCUCCGUUUGUUACUCAAGUAUUCCUCCGCUUCUUUGCCAAACCAGUCUUCACAGGCAUCUCAUGAUAUCUGUGUUGAAUUGAAUGGCCAGCAAACAUCACCACCACUACUAACCCAAGCCCUAUCAGUCAUUUAUCUAAUAUUUUUCUGGUCUUAUCUCUUCUCACUCAUCCACCCCUUCCCUCUCACCACAAAUACAUCUAUAUGUAUAACUAUGGCACUAAAUGGUGGCAAACAAACAGCGGUUAUCAACAAUUACGGGGCCGGCAGUGGCUUUGGUAACGCUAACUCUGCGCCCAACGGCGCGUCCAAUGGUCACCAUCGGUCACAUUUCGCGACGCCUAACAGUCCCGGCCCUACAAUAGAACUCUACAAUUCCAGUCAGGAUAGUGUUCCCAGUUAUGUACAGACCACUAGCCCUCAGCCCAACUCAGCCUUUCCACCCAUUGCUGUCAGCAGGGAGAGCAAACAGUCG